AUGAUGCGUCUCGUCAGCUUUCUCUUGGCCUCGCUGGCCUUGUUCCUGGCCAAUGCCUUUGCUCAAGACGACGAAUGCAGCUGCACCGGGCUCGAUUACACCAAUGGCGGGUCAUACCUGAUCGAUGGCAACUCGGAGGAAGACUUCACUUUUACCUCUAUGUUUGAGGGGUGCUUUGAGUCCACCAUCACUCCUAUACUGGUCUCGCCUGAUGGCGAUGGCUACGAAUGCUCCCCGCUUGAGUCACAGCCGGAUGGAGUGGAGCAGGCAUCGUCCUGCCCCAUCCCGUACUCAGAGAUGGGGUCAGGCACUUGGACAAUUAUCAUUGAGGCCCCGGAACACAACUUCUUCGCUCAGCGGCAGUUCAACCUAACAGUUGGAGGUGGCGACAUCAACACGGUAGUUGUGACGGUCACCCCUACCGAGUAUGUCGGUGUCACGACCACACUGCCGGGAGAGACCAUAACACGCUGGAUUGCCGAAACCGAAACUGAAUAUUUAGAGCCGGAGACCGUCUUUGGAGAUUGCUACCUCCAGACAGACACCGUCUUCCAAUACCUUCCGGGACCUACUACCACCAUGGUCUCCGAGAUCGAACGCUGGUCCACGGUUGGCGUGGUCACGCAGUACCAUGGACCAACCACGGCCGACAUCAACACGGAGGCCUACGCGGACGUCGUCGUGGACAAGACCAACGAGUCGGCGGACGUCUACCCGCCGGCAAACAUCAACAAGCAGCCGGCCAGUAGUAACGACAAGAAUCACAACGAUUCCAACCAGAACGUCAACUCGUUUGCCUACCGUCUCUGUUACCACUAUCACCCGGAGACCUACCACUCGGUGACACGCAGACGCACAACCACCGUCUCCCGCCCGACAUCGCGGAUCACAACCCGCAUCACCACGAUCCCUACCCGACGACCCACGACCAGUAAUGAUCCCCCACGGCCAACCGUCACCACUCGCCGCGCAACGAGACCGAUAACAACGAGCCAGAUCACCACCCGCAUCACCACAAUCCCUACUCGAAGGCCCACCACCACUAGUAGGGAUGAUCCCCCCAGAACCACGCCACGACCAACAACCCGCAUCACCACGCUUCCCACGAGAAGGCCUACUACUAGCAACGACCGCCCACGGCCAACGGUCAUCACGACGCGACGCACAACACCAAGCACAGCUCCCCGACCCACGACCCGUCGUACCACGCAAAGCCCGCCCCCUGCCGGUGGAAUUGUGACGACUACCAUUCGAACAGGAAGGCCGGUGGAACCUACUUCUCGUCAGGGUGGUGGGAAUCAGUCUACACCAACCUCACGCAGAGGAGGUGGUGGAGGUGGACAACAACCUACUUCUCGCCAGGGUGGUGGUGGGAGCCAACCAACACCAACUGCACGGCGGGGAGGGGAGCCCACGUCUCGCGGCAGCGGCGGCGGUGGCGGUGGCGGUGGUGGUGGAAACCAGCCGACCUCGCGAGGCGGCGGAGGGCGGGAUGAGCUGGAGCCCGGGCCGGUUGUCACGGCGUCGCCGGAUGCGAAGGUUGUUACCGCCCGCGCAGUGGCACGCUUAGCCGACGUCACCAGGACGGUGUACGAAACCACAACGGUGACGAGGACUGUGGUUGAGGUGGAAGAGGGUGAGACGGCGACUGAGUACAAUCACUACACCACCACAUGGACCUACACGCCCCCGGCACAAACAGUCUGCGACGCCGAGACCACCGAGACAAUCUUCUACCAGGGCCCGCCGCGGACCGUGUACCAGAUUACGUAUGUGACGCAUUACACCCGGGCAACGGUCUGGGUUGGGCAAACGCAAUACACCACGUCGACGGAUUAUCCGGCCAUGACACGGUGCUGGCAAAAUGGUGGUGAUUACGGGCUUUGA
Messenger RNA from Canariomyces notabilis, 1887 nucleotides. RefSeq lists its product as uncharacterized. NCBI's taxonomy places the organism in Eukaryota, Fungi, Ascomycota, Sordariomycetes, Sordariales, Chaetomiaceae. The record is from RefSeq and is a predicted model, not a curated record. The transcript is spliced from 10 exons. The coding region runs from base 1 to 1887 and encodes 628 amino acids.